Molecule: messenger RNA, 2969 nt
Organism: Macadamia integrifolia
Lineage: Eukaryota; Viridiplantae; Streptophyta; Magnoliopsida; Proteales; Proteaceae
Product: cysteine-rich receptor-like protein kinase 15
Exons: 12
Coding region: 6-2969 (987 amino acids)
Biological process (GO): protein phosphorylation
Molecular function (GO): ATP binding; protein kinase activity
Source: RefSeq, a predicted model, not a curated record
UUAGCAUGGUGCAAUCCUUACAAUUUGACUUUGAUACAAUAAGAGCUGCCACGUCCGACUUCUCUGAUUUGAACAAGUUUGGAACAGGUGGAUUCGGUCCCGUGUACAAGGGUAAGCUUUUGAAUGGAGAAGAAGUUGCUGUGAAGAGGCUUUCGAGAGAUUCUGGACAAGGUGAACUAGAAUUUAAGAAUGAGGUGGUGUUAGUGGCCCAGUUGCAGCACAGGAAUCUUGUACGGCUCCUUGGCUUCAGCAUACAAGGGGAAGAAAAGCUUCUGAUCUACGAAUUCUUGCCAAAUACAAGCCUCGAUCACUUCAUAUUUGAUCCAAUCAAACGUGCACAAUUGGACUGGGAAAUGCGUCGCAAAAUUAUAAGAGGGAUUGCUCGAGGGCUUCUCUAUCUUCAUGAAGAUUCUCAACUUAGGAUUAUACAUCGAGAUCUCAAAGCAAGCAAUGUUUUGUUAGAUAUGGAGAUGAACCCAAAAAUUUCAGAUUUUGGCAUGGCAAGGCUUUUUGUAGUCGACCAAGCUCAGAAUACCAACAGGAUUGUCGGAACAUAUGGAUAUAUGGCUCUAGAGUAUGCAAGGCAUGGGUUCUUCUCAGUCAAGUCAGAUGUCUUUAGUUUUGGGGUCUUGCUUUUAGAAAUUGUGAGCGGUCGGAAGAACAACAACUUUUAUCAAUUGGAGCACCAUGAGGACCUUCUUAGCUAUACAUGGAGAAAUUGGAAGGAAGACAGGGCUGUGGAGUUGAUAGAUACAAGUUUGAGAGAAAAUUGUUCGAUGAGUGAAGUGACCCGAUGCAUUCAUAUUGGACUGCUAUGCGUUCAAGAAAAUGUUGCUGACAGACCCACCAUGGCAUCAGUUGAUCUCAUGUUCAAUAGCUCAUCCAUCAUUCCCCCAAUACCAUCAUCACCACCUGCCUUUUAUGUUUAUAACAGAGGGGAGGAAGACAAUUCUAUCUCAGAGAAUGAUUCACGGGUAAUAGAGCUAGUUCCAUCAACCAAUGGCGCAUCUAUUACUGAGUUGUACCCUCGACAAUCAAUAUUGAGAAACUUUUAUACUUUGAUUAUCUGGAAUAAGAAGAUCAUUGCCUGUACCCAAACAAAGAAUAAAACAGUGAAUGAAACAGAAACAGAGUAUGCUCAGGAGCCUUCUCCUUGGCAGCAUCAAUACACAGAUGAUACAUAUCUAUGCAAAUCAGAGAGAAAUUGUAGCAGCAGCAGCAGCCACCAAGCGAUGGAAUAUUACAGUACAGGAUUGCUGUUCCUUCUUUCUUCCGUUCUCCUCUGGUCUUUGAGCCAAAGCAUUGCACAACCAAUCUUUGUUACAAACUCCUGCGACUCGACGGUUAGUUACACUAUUGGCAGCACAUACCAAGCCAACCUCCAAAUUCUAUUCUCUACUCUAUCCGUUAAUGCUAACAACAGUAACAGUAACGGAUUUAAGAGUACAGCAAUUGGUCAGAAUUCCGAUAUGGUCUAUGGUCUCUUUAUGUGCAGAGGCGAUAUUACCACAGAAGAAUGUUGUGUGUGCGUUAAGUUUGCCUGGGGAAAUAUCACGCAAGAUUGUCCAUAUGAAAAAGCCGCAAUUAUAUGGUAUGAUUUGUGCAUGUUACGCUACUCAAACGAGAACAUCUUCUCAACCCUCCAAUAUUAUCCGUCAUGGUAUCAGUCGAAUGUCAAUAAGGCGUCCAACUCAAUUCAAUCUAUAUCGACUUUGGUAGAUACAAUGAAUGGUCUUGCGAAACAGGCUGCCUAUAACUCUUCUCCGCGCAAGUAUGCAGCUCAGGCUCCAUAUAUUACAGGCAGCUCUGUGCCGAUAUAUGUUCUAGAGCAGUGUACUGAUGAUCUAACUCAGGCUGAUUGUUAUGAUUGCCUACGUGAUGCUACGGUCUUUGUCCAAAAUUCUAGCGUUGCUUCACAGAAAGGUGGGAAAGUUCUCACGCCGAGCUGUAAUUUGAGGUUUGAGUACUACUCUUUCUUUGAAUCAUCAACUGCUGCUCCACCAGCUCCAACACCUCUUGCAAAUCCACCAGCUCCAACACCUCCUGCAAAUCCAUCAGGGAAAGGAAAAAUUUCAUCAACUAUUAUCAUUAUUUCUGUCGUCCUGCCAAUAGCAGCAGUUAUUCUUGUUUCUGUCCUAUAUAAACAUUUUUUUAUGAGGAGGAAGCCAAAGAGUGAAAUUGAUGGUUUGGCUGAGAUUAGCUUGGUGCAAUCCUUACAAUUCGAUUUUGAUACAAUAAGAGCUGCCACAGCCAAUUUCUCUGAUUUGAACAAGCUUGGAACGGGUGGAUUCGGUCCCGUCUACAAGGGUAAGCUUUUGAAUGGAGAAGAAGUUGCUGUGAAGAGGCUUUCUAGAAAUUCUGGACAAGGUGAACUAGAAUUUAAGAAUGAGGUGGUGUUAUUGGCCAAGUUGCAGCAUAGGAAUCUUGUUCGGCUCCUCGGCUUCAGUUUACAAGGAGAAGAAAAGCUCCUAAUCUAUGAAUUCUUACCAAAUACAAGCCUCGAUCACUUCAUAUUUGAUCCAAUCGAACGUGCACAAUUGGAUUGGGAAAUACGUCACAAAAUUAUUAAAGGGAUUGCUCGAGGGCUUCUCUAUCUUCAUGAAGAUUCUCGACUUAGGAUUAUACAUCGAGAUCUCAAAGCAGGCAAUGUUUUGUUAGAUAAGGAGAUGAACCCAAAAAUUUCAGAUUUUGGCAUGGCAAGGCUUUUUGUAGUCGACCAAGCUCAGAAUACCAACAGGGUUGUCGGAACAUAUGGAUAUAUGGCUCCAGAGUAUGCAAGGCAUGGGUUCUUCUCAGUCAAGUCAGAUGUCUUUAGUUUUGGUGUUUUACUUUUAGAAAUUAUGAGCGGUCGGAAGAACAACAGCUUUUAUCAAUUGGAGCACAAUGAGGACCUUCUUAGCUAUGUAAGUUCAUACUUUAGAUCUAAUAUACUUUCUUUUAUAAGCAACUACCACUACUACUAUUGCUAG